AUGGCUCUGCUGCUGCUGCUGCUGGUCCCAUGUCUCCUCGCUGUGUCACAGAGAGAUGAAAACGUUUAUGUUUCUGGGAUCAGCAACGCCUGCAGUGAGAUGGUCCAGCUCCGGUCCUCCUCUGGUCUGGUCUCCAGUCCUGGAUGGCCUUUUCAAUAUCCUUCUAAAGUCAACUGUAGCUGGAACAUUCGCGCUCGCCCAGGAGACACGGUCACUCUGAGUUUUCUGGACUUUUCGCUGCAGUCCUCUCAGCGCUGCUCUUCAGAUUAUCUGCUCAUUGACGGUUUGAAACUGUGUGGAACCAGCAGACCAGCUCCAUAUACGUCCAACAGCAACCAGGUGUCCAUCCACUUCCACUCGGAUGCAGCUGUGAGCGCAAAGGGCUUCAGGCUGGAGUACAGCUCAGGUCGUGCCUCCUCCUCCUCCUGUGCUCCUGACCAGUUUCACUGCUCCUCUGGUCGUUGUAUUCCCGAGUCGUGGAGGUGUAACUCUCAGGACGAGUGCAGAGACGGCUCGGAUGAGGAGGUGUGUGUGGACUCCUUCACUCCGUGCUCCUACGCAUCCUUCCCCUGUGUGUCCCGGUACACGAGGGUCUACACCUGCCUCCCUCAGAGCCUGAGGUGUGACGGGAGCAUCGACUGUCAGGACCUCAGUGAUGAAGUAGACUGUGAUGUUCCCUUCUGUGGAGAACGUCUGAAGAACUUCUUUGGUUCCUUCAGUUCUCCAAACUACCCCGACUUCUACCCCCCCGGGUCCAACUGCACCUGGGUCAUCGACACUGGAGACCACCGCAAGGUGAUCCUGCGGUUCACUGACUUCAAACUGGAUGGGACUGGCUUCGGGGAUUUUGUGAAGGUCUUUGAUGGUCCGGAUGAGAACCCCAGGCGUCUACUGCGGGUGCUGACGGCCCUGGACUCACGAGGCCCCAUGCUGGUAGUGUCUACGUCAGGACAGCUACGAGUGCACUUCUACGCUGACAAGAUCAACGCAGCCAGAGGCUUCAAUGCCACCUACCAGGUGGAGGGCUUCUGUCUGCCCUGGGAGCUCCCCUGUGGAGACGGCUUCGGCUGCUACAGCUCAUCCAACCGCUGUGACGGGUUCUGGCACUGUCCAAACGGCCGUGACGAGGCCAACUGCUCCUGGUGUCAGCAGAACGAGUUCCCCUGCUCCCGGAACGGAGCCUGCUACCCGAGCUCCGACCGCUGCAACUACCAGAACCGCUGCCCCAAUGGGUCUGAUGAGAAGAACUGCUUCAGCUGCCAGCCUGGGAACUUCCACUGCCGGAAUAACCGGUGUGUGUUUGAGUCUUGGGUGUGCGACUCUCAGGAUGAUUGUGGUGACGGCAGUGACGAGGAGGCAUGUCCUGUGACUGUCCCCACACGGGUAAUAACGGCUGCUGUGAUUGGUUCUCUGAUCUGUGGACUCCUGCUGGUCAUCGCUCUGGGCUGCACCUGUAAACUGUACUCCCUGAGGUUGUUUGAGAGAAGGUCCUUUGAGACGCAGUUGUCCCGAGUGGAGGCGGAACUUCUCAGGAGAGAGGCCCCACCCUCUUAUGGUCAGCUGAUCGCUCAGGGUCUGAUUCCCCCAGUGGAGGAUUUCCCCGUCUGCUCUGGCAACCAGGCCUCAGUACUGGAGUCCCUGCGUGUGGCUGUACGUGCUCAGCUGCAGUUCCCCUCCCUGAGGUUGGGGCGGCGCUCUUCUUGGGGGCGUUGGUUUUCCUCUAGGCGUCGUUCGUCAGUGGCAUUGGUGUCGUCUGAGUUGGAGGCGGGGCGUCUCCAUGGUGACGGCUCUGAGGGGGCGGAGCCUCUGUUGCAGGAGGCUGAGCCUGAAGGGGCGGUGGGCGGAGUCUCCCAGAAGGUUCCCAUUGAAACAACGACAUCGUCAUCAACACAAACGGUGACAUCACAGCGAGUCACAUGGCCUCUGGACUCUGGCUCUGCCUCUCUGCAACGACUCGCCUCAAACCUGCAGCGUCUGCUCAACCCUGACCGUAACCGUGGCAAUGAGGAAGCCCCUCGCCCCGCUGUCUCCCCACAGCAGGAGUUUCCACAGAGCCCUCCUCAGCGAGCAGCGAACGGCCCAUGGCAAGUGGACGGGGAAGUGGAGGGAGGAAAGGAGAAACGAAAUGAGAGUUCAGGAGAGAGGAUCACUGGUGGAUGUAAAAGUAGCAGUCGCAUUUACCACUCAUGGCUCACUGAGUGUUGA
Molecule: messenger RNA, 2205 nt
Organism: Knipowitschia caucasica
Lineage: Eukaryota; Metazoa; Chordata; Actinopteri; Gobiiformes; Gobiidae
Source: the annotation of a GenBank genome assembly